AAGAGAAUGGGAAGAGUAGCACUUGCCGCAAUUGUGAGUUCAUGGGUUAUUCUUGUCACCGUACUCGUUAAUCGUGUAGUUCCUGAUCCCUAUAUGGAUGAGAUAUUUCAUAUACCACAGGCUCAACAGUACUGCAAGGGAAAUUUUAGGAGUUGGGAUCCCAUGAUAACCACUCCUCCGGGCUUGUAUGUAGUUCUCUCUUGUCCUUCUGAAAUGAUUUGUGAAAACAAAUAAUAGUAGAAUGAAUCUUCUCAUGUAAAAGGUUUCUGGGCUACAAGGUCAUGUGAAAAGAGAAUGACACAAGACAAUAACAUAGGACCCUGUAAAUCCUAUGGGAUACAAUUUAAUUUUAAUUACUACAAGGCCAUGUUUUGAUGAGGAGGUUUUGGAGGGAAAUGAUGGAUAAAUAGUGAUCUAAGUGAACAUUGCGUUAUUAGACAACCUGUAAAAUAUGAUAAACGAAAUGAAGGUACUAGUGGUUUAUCUGUAGAUAUUGUAUAUAGUUUUGUUUAAUCUAUAUAAUUGAUCUCACUUAUUGAGUAGCAGCUUCGUUGUUGUUGUUAUUGUGAGGAAUGAAAUAAGAGGUUAUCAUGUAACUUCAAUCUAACUGUAUUCAUCUGCACUUUGCACGAGCAUUUUAUAUGCUCCUCUAACUUGAGAAAUGAGAAUUUAAGUAUUCAACUCACGCCUCCGUCAGCAGUUGUUUGAAUGUGAUAUGGCUGUUUCCUGGGAAAGAUGAAAGUGUUGGAGUUGGUGACACAGUAAGAGAAUGAUCGUCAGUUGUUCUUAAGCUUGUACCAUUCGGCACUCAUGAAAUGUACUAUCUUUCACUUGCCCAGGUUGCUUCUUUGUUCGGGUUUUAUUCUAUUAAAGACACAUCAUCUUUUUCUGAUUUGUGCUCUUCUGCAAUUCUUCGAUCAGUUAAUGGUGUCUUAGCUGUCAUAUGCUGCAUAAUAUUAUAUGAUGUAAUCACUCACUUGAAACCCACCCUUGAUGAUAGAAAGAAAAUGCUUCAGGCAGUGGUCCUAUCCCUGUACCCACUUCACUGGUUCUUCACUUUUCUCUAUUAUACAGAUGUUGCAUCUCUCACUGCAGUGAUGGCUAUGUAUCUUGCAAGUUUGAAGAGGAAUUACUGGUUUAGUGCAUUGAUUGGAGCCUUUUCAGUUGUUAUUCGACAAACAAACAUUAUAUGGGUACUUUUUGUAGCAUGCACUGGGAUCCUAGAUUAUUCUCCGAGUCAUAGAAAGGGUAUUGUGGGGAAGGCCAAAUCAGAUGUAUGUAUUAAUAAUCCUAGUUCAGAAAAUUCUACAGGCAAGAGUAAUGUGGGAUUAUAUGUGAAAAAGCGAAAGUCUGUUAAAUCUGUGGAUACUGUUGAAAGCUCUCUGCCUAGGACACCUGUGCCUACUUUCGCUUCUUCAGGUUUGGUUAAUGAAGUUCAGACAAUCCUCUUAAUGUUAUGGCAUAAGAAGUGGGAGAUUUUAGUAUUGUUUAGUCCCUAUCUUCUGGUGUUUGUAGCCUUUAUUUUAUUCGUACGUUGGAAUGGGGGUGUCGUUCUGGGUGCAAAAGAAGCUCACACCGUUACCCCUCAUUUUGCUCAGAUACUUUAUUUUGGUUUGGUUUCUAUAUUGGCUCUGGCUCCAAUGUAUUUUUCCAUUGCUCAUUCUCUGGAUCUAUUGCAUUUGUUACGGAGAAUUGGACCCCUCUGUUGUUUCUUUCAGGGGUUUGUGGCCCUUAUUGCUGGCUUCCUAUCGGUACACUUUUUCAGUGUGGCGCAUCCAUAUCUUCUUGCUGAUAAUCGGCAUUACCCUUUCUAUCUCUGGAGGAAAAUCAUCAUGGCUCACUGGUCAAUUAAAUAUUUAUUGGUUCCAAUUUACUUAUGUUCAUGGCUUUCCAUAAUUCAUAUGCUGGGGAGAUUUCAAAGGAAAAUAUGGGUAUUAGCAUACUUCUUGGCCACUGCUGCUGUUCUUGUACCAGCUCCAUUGAUAGAAUUUAGAUAUUACACCAUACCAUUCUAUUUUCUGGUGCUUCACAGCAAUUUUCAGGAUAGUGGGAAAUGGUUUCUCACAGGAAUUCUUUACAUUGGUGUCAAUAUCUUUACUAUGAUGAUGUUUCUGUUUCGGCCAUUUCAUUGGGAUCAUGAACCUGGAACUCAAAGGUUUAUAUGGUGAAGCAAGCGGCGUUUUUCAAAUGAGUCAUGUAUACGUAUUUCUCUUUUGGCAUGUAUCUUGCCUUUGAUUUCAAUAGAAAGGAAAACAUACUGAUUUUCUUUGAUAGGUUUUACCAAUCAGCUUUCUUUAUACAUCAUUGUAAAUAUGAGUGUAUUGAUUUCUGUAGAUCUCAUAUUUUGGUAGAUAGGAAAACAAAAUUAGAUUCAGUUGAAUUGGUCAUAUAUAGGUCCAUUCUAUGUUCAAUUUUUGGUGGCUUUGUUUUCUCGUAACUUGUUUCGUGGUGGCGCUAGGUUCAAUUUCAGGCUCUUCUCCUUACUGCCAGAGUUUCCAGCAAUUUAAUUCCUUGACUCGAAGAAGCGAAACAAUUACAGCAAUGAAUAGUCAUUGUUUCAAGGGUGUUACUUCUUAAUUUUCUCUAGAAACAGUAGAUUCUUUC
Molecule: messenger RNA, 2604 nt
Organism: Arachis stenosperma
Lineage: Eukaryota; Viridiplantae; Streptophyta; Magnoliopsida; Fabales; Fabaceae
Product: dol-P-Glc:Glc(2)Man(9)GlcNAc(2)-PP-Dol alpha-1,2-glucosyltransferase
Exons: 8
Coding region: 816-2168 (450 amino acids)
Biological process (GO): protein N-linked glycosylation; dolichol-linked oligosaccharide biosynthetic process
Cellular component (GO): endoplasmic reticulum
Molecular function (GO): dolichyl pyrophosphate Glc2Man9GlcNAc2 alpha-1,2-glucosyltransferase activity
Source: RefSeq, a predicted model, not a curated record